GAUAAUGUGCUAGUGCACUCAUGUUUGCAUAUUCACUUGUGUCGCAACAGCUACGAGGGCAUGCACGCAAACUUGAUUUUGGAAAAGAAGUGGAACGCCUUUAGAUAAGAAGACGAUGAAAAAUUGAUCACCAUGGCAUGAUGUCUGGCGCAUGUCUGGUCCAUGCUGUGAUCUGCUAUCGCGGGAGCGAAAGAGACUCGGGAGAAGCAGAUCGCCGAGUUUCUUGUAAUUGUUCUUACAACAACAAAACAUUUCUCUGGUCGCUUUGAUGGAUACUGACUUGUAUGUAAAGUUUCUAGAGGGUAAAACUUAUUUUUGUUCUACUUUGUGUUUUCGUUUUCAAAGAUCUUGAGUCGCUUUCCAUUACAUGUGACUAGCACCAUGAGCCACAUUCAAACCACAUCUCAAUUUCUGUCCUCAAGAAGGGGUUACCAACCCCCUUCCCUAGAGAAUGAUCAGCUUGAUACUCGAAAAUUAUGCGGCUCUACUUAUUCGCUUUUCAACGUUCGAGUCAUUCUUAUCUCCUUCUUCUUUGUGUUUGGAAUUAGUGCUAGUUUUGUCACUGGGCGGUACUACAUGCCAUACCGAGAUAUUGCCAGUGGGUGUCAGCCAAAUAUUGACCUACCUUUACAAGAGCACAAGUUUGUUUACAACCAAACAUUCGCUGAAAGUGGUCCAGCAGCAGAUGCGGCAUGGGAGUCAAUGUUUCCAGCCCAAGGAGGGUUUUUCCGUCACCCAAGAGUUUCUCGAGAGCGUGCCGACUUUGCAGUCUUUCAUCAGCUGCAUUGCCUCGAUAAGAUAAGGCUAGCAUAUUGGACUUUAUACGAUGCCAGCGUGGCUGUCCAUGAUGGAGCGUCGACGAUUGACUUUGACCCUAAAGGCCUCUCGGACCAUUUUGCACCACUCCACAUUACUCACUGCAUCGAACUAAUAAGAAACGCUUUGAUAUGUAGACCUGACACAACAGUUGAAGUCAAAGACUUAGAAAACAAUGGGGUGACGGGAUUUGAGGCUGAACAUUUUUGCGUUAACUGGAAUCAACUUGUCGAUUGGGUUUCUGAGUGGGAAGAUUACGACAAGCCCGGUACUAAGUGAUGAUCAAUUUCUGCACUUCACCGAUGAAAUUCGGCUUCAAAUGCUUGUCGCUGCGGUAUAUUUAGGCCCAUUUAGCUGCGAGUUCCGCUAGCUUAGAUGAAGUAUGUAGAAUCUAUUCUCAUAUUUUCUACUACUUACAUCAAUAGCAAAGAAUACCACGAUACUACUAUACUACCCAAUUUAAUAAAAGAUAUUAGCGAUAUUUACAUAAGCUAUCACCCCAGGGUGAUUGAUUAAUGCCAACACUUACCUACUAUCAUGAUAUUGAUCUACCGAUAUCAUGUAAACAAAUUUAUAAUUAAUAUAGAUAUUAACAUCA
Molecule: messenger RNA, 1414 nt
Organism: Botrytis cinerea B05.10
Lineage: Eukaryota; Fungi; Ascomycota; Leotiomycetes; Helotiales; Sclerotiniaceae
Exons: 2
Coding region: 382-1095 (237 amino acids)
Biological process (GO): mycotoxin biosynthetic process
Source: RefSeq, a predicted model, not a curated record